Messenger RNA from Beta vulgaris subsp. vulgaris (sugar beet), 2312 nucleotides. RefSeq names its product protein NRT1/ PTR FAMILY 2.12. Gene Ontology annotation, cellular component: plasma membrane. Gene Ontology annotation, biological process: transmembrane transport. Gene Ontology annotation, molecular function: transmembrane transporter activity. Bases 223 to 2085 code for a protein of 620 amino acids. The transcript has 4 exons. NCBI's taxonomy places the organism in Eukaryota, Viridiplantae, Streptophyta, Magnoliopsida, Caryophyllales, Amaranthaceae. The record is from RefSeq and is a predicted model, not a curated record.
GCACUAUCUUUAUGUUCACAAGAAUUGCAAUUUACAAGUAACACCCUUCCACACUUAAACAUUUUCGUCAGCUUCAUACCACCACCUAGAUAAGCUUGCUUGUGUCCUUUAAAUAACAACAACAUCUGCCUGUUUCUACCAUAAAAUUUAUUACUAUAGAAUUUAUUAGCUAAGCUUGUAAGCUUUUAUGUUUUCUUCUUUCUAGCAAAUAAAAAGUGAGCUAUGGAAACCGACAAAGAGCAAAUACAUUCUUCUUGGUUGUCAUGGUGUUGCUUAAGGAGAACUUCUUCCUCAUUUUUAAGGCCUGAAAGAGAAGCUAAUGGUGAUGGGAAACAUCAGCUUGUAAUGGUGAACUCAAACCAGAUAAAGCCUGGUGGAUGGAAGUCUAUGCCUUUCAUUCUAGGAAAUGAAACAUUUGAAAGGCUAGCAACGUUUGGGGUAUUAGCCAAUUUUAUGGUGUAUUUGAGACGUGAGUAUCACAUGGACCAAGUGACUGCCACUAACGUCAUAAACAUCUUCUCGGGCGUUUCUAACUUUGCCCCUUUGCUUGGUGCCUUUCUUUCUGAUGCCUUCAUUGGCCGCUUUUGGGCCAUCGCCUUUGGUUCUUUGGCUUCUUUUUUGGGUAUGUUGGCACUAACUUUAACAGCCAGUAUCCCUAGCCUAACACCACCAUGGUGCCCAUACAAUGACCACCAUGACCAAAUAUCGGGAGUCCAACAAAUGAGUUCAUGCUUGAAGGCCAACGGUGUUCAAUUAGGCUUCCUAGUGUUAGGCCUUGGGCUACUUUGCAUAGGGACAGCAGGAAUUAGGCCUUGUAGCAUACCAUUUGGAAUGGACCAAUUUGAUCACACAACUGAAGAAGGUAGAAGAGGGAUCAAUAGCUACUACAAUUGGUAUUAUACAACUUUCACAAUUGUGGUAAUGUUGACUCUUACUGUAGUAGUGUAUAUACAAGAUUCAGUGAGUUGGGUUUGGGGUUUUGGAAUUCCUACAAUGCUCAUGUUUUGCUCCAUUCUUCUCUUUUUCUUUGGGAUGAGAUUGUUUGUGUAUGUCAAGCCUCAAGGCAGCAUCUUCUCUAGCAUUUUUCGAGUUCUCGUCGCCGCCUAUAAGAAGCGUCACCUUGAGCUUCCGCAUGCCGUCGAGAAGGGUGUUUUCCAUGAUCCACCCCCUUCGGGAGUUCUUGAGUCAAUACUUCCUCUAACUCAUCAAUUCAGCUUCUUAAACAAAGCAGCUAUAAUCCGUGAGGGGGAGCUCAACAUAGAUACUACACCAACACCAGCAAGCAGAUGGAGUUUAUGUAGCAUCCAAGAAGUAGAAGAAGUGAAAUGUGUAAUACGAGUACUUCCUAUUUGGGCAUCUGGGAUAAUUUGUUUCACGGCAGCUGCACAACAAUCAACUUUCGCAGUCUCACAAGCCAUGAUAAUGAACCGAAACAUAGGGCCAAAGUUCCAAAUUCCACCAGGUUCAAUUGGCAUUAUAUCCAUGCUUGCCAUAGGAGUUUGGGUGCCAAUCUACGACCGUUUCCUCGUUCCAUCCCUUCGAAAGAUCACGAAACACGAACAUGGCUUUACGCUCCUCCAAAGAAUGGGAAUCGGCCUCGUGUUUUCGAUUAUCUCGAUGGUUGUAGCUGGUUUAGUCGAGCAAAAAAGAAGGAACACCGCAAACAUUCACCACCAAAGGCUAUCCAUCAUAUGGUUAGUCCCUCAACUAGUCAUGUUAGGGCUUGCUGAAGGGUUCAAUUUUAUAGCGCAGAUUGAGUUUUACAACAAGCAAUUUCCAGAGAAUUUAAGAAGCAUUGCUACUUCUAUGUUCUUUAUCACUGUAGCUGGUGCUAGCUACUUGAGCAGUGCUGUGGUGAAUUUGGUACAUAAAUAUACUAGUCGACAUGGUAAGCCUGAUUGGUUAACUAAUGAUAUUAACCAAGGGAGGGUAGAUUUCUUUUACUACUUGCUUGCUAUAAUGGGUGUUCUAAAUUUUAUAUAUUUUAUAAUUUGUGCUAGGAAAUAUAAAUAUAAAAUACUUAGUAACGUUAACUUAGAGGUGAAAGAGAUUGCUAUUGUAGAUCUUAAUCGAGUUAAACAUUGAAAAAAAGAGAGGGAGAGUUGUCUAAGGUGUAUAAAUAUUUUGUGUAAUAAGGUGAGUUUGAGAGUCUUGCUAAUUGCAUGCUUUAUAAAUAAAAAGUUACAUUUUAUAUAUAGUUGUGUAAUAAUUUCAUCCAUUAUAUUUUAGAGUUCAUUCAUUAUAAACCUUGGUAUAAUACCAUGUGUAUGAUAUAUUUAAUGAUUUAAUGAUAUUUAUUCUCAUUUGGAACA